Diaporthe batatas is the source of this 1635-nucleotide messenger RNA. RefSeq lists its product as uncharacterized. Bases 1 to 1635 code for a protein of 544 amino acids. The record is from RefSeq and is a predicted model, not a curated record. The transcript has 2 exons. NCBI's taxonomy places the organism in Eukaryota, Fungi, Ascomycota, Sordariomycetes, Diaporthales, Diaporthaceae.
AUGCCGCUUAGGAAGAUAGAGGGGAAGGUAAGGUCAGUGGCCGGUGAGAGGGCGGAAGAUGCGAAUUCAGAGACGAAUUCAGUCCCCGUGUCUUCGCAGUCGACAAGUGAUGAGGGCAUGGUGUCCAAGAGGAGCAACACCGGCCAGGCUCGCAGCGAGAGUGUCGCCAGCCGUGGAGAGGCAAGACGCGAUGCACCGUCGGGUGGCAAGAAGCGUCGGAACGAGAGCCCCCACAACCAAGAGCGCGGGUCCAAGGCAAUGAAGCUGUUCAGUCCCUCAAGUCAGGACCUAUUUGAUUCGAUGUGGGUACCGGGGGGCCUUCAGCUGCAAAAGGGAAGGCUGGGCACCAUAACGGGCGUCAAUCGGCUCGAUGGCGGCCCGGAGAUGCCUAACAUGGUCGGUCAGUUCGUCGGGUCGAUAAGUGACUUCGUCACCGCCAACACCACAGGCCAAGGGCCCGACCAGGACGCGUUUGUCCUCGAUGAUCCCAGGCUGGCGGCAAGUCGCAGCGCGACGGGGGAAGUCGUGUCGAUACACAUACCGAUCCACCGCGAUGACAAUCCCUUCUCAGCGACAAGUGGUGGCCGGGCUGCUCGGACUCCUCAGGACGGCCCGCGGAAGUUGUUGUUAACGCACCUGAUGCAGAGGAACAAGGCGAUGAAGCCAUGGAUGUCGUCUCGGAAUUCCUCGCCAGCCCCCUCGACCCGCUCGAAUGUCCGGGGAGACAAGGUGGAUCGGGCCGCCGCCAAGGGCAAGGACAAGGUAGCCGGCGCCAUCGAUCUCACCAAGGAGAAAGAAGCCAAGGCCACUGAGGCCCAGACAGUCGAUCUGACAGUGUUAGACGACGCAACAUUAUGUGAGAUUUGUCCCAAUAUGGGGUCUCACACCACCGGUCGAUGUGGUCGGGUGACUUCGAUGGCGCAUGGGGACACGACCACGGACCCAUUUUGCAACAUCUCCGCCAGCCGCUCGCGGAAUGGUCCCGAUCAAAGCCUGCACGCCCUGCAGGGUCCCCAGAAGGGCAAAUUAAACAUUGCCUGUCCAAACCUGAGGUCUUGCUGGGAAUCAUACAACUUGAAGCAUGCUUGGCGGAAGCUGGUUGUCGAGCGGAGGAGGAUGCCUCCACUUGCAGUGUACACGGAACAUUUCUGCUUCGUGGCUAUGACGCUCGAAGUCUCGAGAGUAUACUUCAAUGGCGAGAUGCCACCAGAGAUGGAAGGAAUCUGGCCGUACACAAAGGCCGACGCGGUCAAGUUCGAGAAGGAAUGUGACAAAUUCUGGGAGACCGGCAUGGAGAACAUGCCUCGAGGAGAGCUCGAGGGUCUCACCAUGGCCGAGGUCAGACAGGCCUACGAAAACGGCAGGAUCAUGCCCCAAGUCCGGCACGAGGAGUCUGCCCAGAUGAGGAAGCGAGCUUUGGUCCCGUCAGGGCUCACGCGGAGUAUUGAUCAUGACGGUGAUCUACAGAUGGAUGACACAACCAGCUCCAGUCUGUCCAAGAGAGUCGGCCCGAGGCACCGGAUGAGAAGAGAAGACGUGUUGGAGGAUUCGGAGAUCGCUGCUGAGGCCCAGGACGAGAAGCAGUCUGUCCUUAGGAUUGGCAGGUCCUUGGAAAAGGUCCGGCGGCGCCGCUAG